UAUAAACAGUAUGGCUGCCCCCAUGAGCAGUGUGGGUAAACCCUCAGCUGAACGAUCACCGUUCAAUAAUACGAGUUUUCAGAAGAAAACAAGAAGCAAGUUAAUCUCCAUACCUGGUACCAGACCCUCGGUUCAAAAUGGACAGCUCUUAGUCUCCACCGGUGUCACGUCACUCGACUAUCUGCUCGGUGGCGGGUUAGCAGUUGGAACAGUACUUCUCAUAGAGGAAGACCGAUAUGAUAGCUACUCUCGUAUGAUCCUAAAAUACUUCCUGGCAGAAGGAGUCGUGUGUCGGCAUGAACUUUAUGUGGCGGCGGCUCAGGAUAACCCAGAUGACAUCUUACAGGAACUCCCGGCCCCCAUCCUGGACGAUGUUGCUAUGCACAAACCAGCCGAGCAGCCGAGGCUGUCGCGUGAACCUCCAGACGGUUUGGACGCCAUGAAGAUCGCCUGGCGCUAUCAGAAUCUCCCGAAAGUACAGACUGCCCUGGCCUCUUCAUCCCGGUUCGGGCACUACUAUGAUGUUUCCAAGACGAUGGAGCCAGAAAUUCGCCAGGCAGCCAAGUGCCACCGCUUCUACCUUCCAGAACAUCCUACCCAGUCAUCACCACCGCACAGUACCAUGCUUGAGUCCUACUCGGCGUUGCUGAAGUCUCUUCAAGAGGUCAUAAACAGGGAGGGCUUUGAUGUAGCAGCCCCUAUGUCAAAUUCACGUAACAUCCUGCGAAUCGGGCUUCACUCUCUUGGCUCUGCUCUGUGGGGUGAUGACCUGUGUUGCCAUGACAACCCUAAAAAUGGCCGCGCCCUCACUACCUUUCUCUAUGGACUGCGUGCUUUGCUGAGGUCCUCGCUGUCAGUGGCAGUAGUUACUUUGCCUUCACAUCUCAUCCAGGACAGAGCUCUAAUGGGCAGCAUAACCAGGCUAUGUGACAAUGCCAUAGCCCUGGAAUCAUUCAAAGGCUCUGAGAGAGAGACCAACCCACUCUACAAAGAUUACCAUGGUCUGAUACAUGUACGCCAAGUACCUCAUCUGAACUGUCUGGCGAGUAAACUUCCUGACCACAAGGACCUGGCCUUCAAGCUCAAGAGAAAACAGUUCAGUAUUGAGGGUCGAAGAGGCCGGAGCACCUGCUGCAGGAGGAGCAGCGAGAGAUGAUCCGAGGAGGAGAG
Messenger RNA from Gymnodraco acuticeps, 1170 nucleotides. It is a transcript of the gene elp4, whose product is annotated as elongator acetyltransferase complex subunit 4. The transcript is spliced from 10 exons. Bases 11 to 1156 code for a protein of 381 amino acids. The record is from RefSeq and is a predicted model, not a curated record. NCBI's taxonomy places the organism in Eukaryota, Metazoa, Chordata, Actinopteri, Perciformes, Bathydraconidae. Gene Ontology annotation, cellular component: cytoplasm; transcription elongation factor complex; elongator holoenzyme complex. Gene Ontology annotation, biological process: tRNA wobble uridine modification.